Messenger RNA from Penicillium pulvis, 3063 nucleotides. Its product is annotated as CheY-like superfamily. Gene Ontology annotation, cellular component: membrane. The record is from RefSeq and is a predicted model, not a curated record. Gene Ontology annotation, biological process: cellular hyperosmotic response; phosphorylation; phosphorelay signal transduction system. Gene Ontology annotation, molecular function: phosphorelay sensor kinase activity. The transcript is spliced from 2 exons. Lineage: Eukaryota; Fungi; Ascomycota; Eurotiomycetes; Eurotiales; Aspergillaceae. Bases 1 to 3063 code for a protein of 1020 amino acids.
AUGGCCGUAGAAAUGGGCCCAGCCGCCGACGUUGAUCUCUACCAGGCUCGUGCAGCCCUGCAGCACCAGCAGAGCCCGGAGGUUUCGGUUCCACGGGAAUUUAUUACACAGAUUGUUGAGGAGCUCAUCCAAUGUCGCGAGGCUCACUCAUCCAUUGCCGAGAUCGAGCGGGAGUGCUCGCAUCUUCGGAAAGAAUUACGCAAACACACCCACAUCAACGAGGCGUUUCAGAAGGAACUGGGUGAGAUUGGAGAAAUCAUCACUCAAGUUGCUCAUGGAGACUUGUCGCAGCGGGCCCGCAUGCACCCGCUGGAGAUUUCGCCUGAUAUCGCUACCUUCAAACAGACCAUCAAUACGAUGAUGGAUCAGUUACAGGUCUUUAGUCAGGAGGUUUCCAAGGUUGCUCGCGAGGUCGGCACCGAUGGAGUCCUGGGCGGACAGGCGAAGAUCGAGGGCAUCAAGGGUAUCUGGGAGGAGCUGACCGUCAACGUCAACGCCAUGGCGAACAACCUUACGACCCAAGUUCGCGAUAUUACCACGGUGACGACAGCGGUCGCGCAGGGUGAUCUCACACGCAAGGUGCAAGCAGAUUGCAAGGGUGAAAUCUUGCUGUUGAAAAACAUUAUCAAUUCUAUGGUGGAUCAGCUACGGGAGUUCGCCUUCGAGGUCAGCCGUGUCGCUCGAGAGGUGGGAUCAGACGGAACCCUUGGCGGCCAGGCUGUGGUUCAUGGCGUGGAAGGAACUUGGAAGAACUUGACCGAUAAUGUGAAUCGCAUGGCCUCAAAUCUAACCCAGCAAGUCCGCGAAAUUGCCAAAGUGACGACCGCUGUGGCCCGUGGAGAUUUGACUAUGAAGGUGACUGCAGAUGUCAAGGGUGAAAUCUUGGAUCUUAAGUUGACGAUCAAUUCAAUGGUCGACCGACUCAACCAGUUCGCCUUCGAGGUCAGCCGAGUGGCACGCGAAGUGGGAACAGAUGGUACACUAGGUGGCCAAGCACAAGUGGAGAAUGUUGAAGGACAAUGGCGGAACCUCACAGACAAUGUCAACACCAUGGCUCAGAAUCUCACUAUGCAAGUCCGGCAGAUCUCCAAUGUGACCCAGGCCAUUGCGCGUGGUGAUCUGAGCACUAAGAUCGAGGUCCAUGCCCAAGGUGAAAUCUUGACACUGAAGGAAACGAUCAACAGUAUGGUGGAUGGUCUGAAUCAAUUUGCACGUGAAUUGAAAGGCGUGGCACGAGACGUGGGCGUGCGAGGACAACUGGGCGGACAGGCGAAUGUGAACGGAUCUCUUGGUAUUUGGAGGUCGAUCAGCGAAGAUGUCAAUACUAUGGCAGACAACCUGACAUCGCAAGUCCGAGCCUUUGGAGAGAUCACAACAGCAGCCAUGAGCGGCGAUUUUACAUCACUCAUCACGGUAUCUGCAUCUGGUGAGAUGGAUGACUUGAAACAGAAGAUCAAUAAGAUGAUUUCGAGCCUACGAGAUAGUAUUCAACGCAAUACUGCCGCUCGCGAAGCGGCUGAGUUGGCUAAUCGCAGUAAAUCUGAGUUUUUGGCGAAUACCAGUCACGAAAUUCGUACUCCAAUGAAUGGAAUUAUCGGACUGACCAGUUUAGCUCUCGAUACCGACGAUCUCCCCGCCUCUGUUCGCGAAACACUCAGUAUGGUGCACAGCCUGGCUUUCAGUCUUUUAACUAUUAUCGACGAUAUUCUGGAUAUCUCCAAGAUCGAAGCAAACCAUAUGAAGAUUGAAAAGACCGCAUUCAGUUUGAGUACUACCGUGUGGAGAGUGCUGAAAGCCUUCGACGUACAAACAGUCGAGAAAGCUUUAAGCUUGAUUUACUCGGUCGACGGCAGUGUACCAGACUACCUCAUCGGCGAUGCCUAUCGAAUCCGACAGGUGAUGAUGAACUUGGUUGGCAAUGCUGUCAAAUUCACCGACGACGGCGAAAUACAUGUUUGCAUCAAACACAUCCAGGAUAGCACUUGCGCACCUGACGAAGCUACCUUCCAGUUCUCGGUUUCCGACUCUGGCAUUGGAAUCGAACAAAGUAACCUGGGCCUUAUCUUUGACAAGUUCCAACAAGCGGACGGGUCCAUGACACGACGCUUCGGGGGCACCGGUCUGGGACUCGCUAUUUCUAAGCGUCUCGUCUCCCUCAUGGGUGGUGAUAUCUGGGUUACGUCCAACCCGGGCAAGGGAAGCACAUUCGGGUUCACUUGCAAGUUGAAAGUCAGUGAGCCUCCAAUAGCUCUCGCCGAGCAAAUCCUGCCUCAUCGAGGUUGCCAGUUCUUGGUUGUUGGCGAUGCGGAAAAGACUGGAUGUCCGGCUGUCCGCAUGCUACAAGAGCUAGGCCUCCAGGCCGUGAUAGUAACACAAGAACAAAUCAGUUUGGGUCAAUGCAACGGGAGCAUAAGCCUUGCCUUUAGCGCGAUGAUUGUCUCAACAAUGGAGGAUGCCGUCGCGCUGCGCGCAUGUGGCCACUUCUCGCACAACCCUCUUAUCUUCAUGGCCCCCGAUUUAUCCUUGCCAAUGAAGACCGCCGGCGCACUCGGUAUAACGGCCUAUAUCACCACUCCUUGCCGCCCUAUCGAUCUUUGGAAUGGAAUUGUUCUUGCUAUGGGGAACCGUCAAAACCAUACCCAACCCGGAUAUACGCGCCCUCUCUCAAUCCUGCUCGCUGAGGAUAAUGAAGUCAACGUGAAGGUAGCCGUCCGUAUUCUCGAAAAAGCCAAACACCACGUCACUGUCGUCGGAAAUGGACUUCAAGCUGUGAAAGAGGUCAAAUCGCGACGCUAUGACGUGGUUCUGAUGGAUGUCCAGAUGCCCAUUAUGGGCGGCUUUGAGGCAACUCAGACGAUUAGGCAGUACGAGAAGCUGCAGCAACUCCCUCGAACACCCAUUGUCGCGUUGACGGCGCACGCCAUGCUUGGAGAUCGCGAAAAGUGCCUUGAAUCUGGCAUGGAUGAUUAUGUCUCCAAGCCCUUGCAACCCAAUCAUAUGAUCGAGACGAUCCACAAAUACUCAGCGAUGAACAUCUCAUCAUUACCAACAGGGAAGACUUGA